This is a messenger RNA of Trichechus manatus latirostris (Florida manatee), 645 nucleotides long. RefSeq names its product glycine N-acyltransferase-like protein 2. Gene Ontology annotation, cellular component: mitochondrion. The record is from RefSeq and is a predicted model, not a curated record. NCBI's taxonomy places the organism in Eukaryota, Metazoa, Chordata, Mammalia, Sirenia, Trichechidae. Gene Ontology annotation, molecular function: glycine N-acyltransferase activity.
AUGAGAAGAAAGAAAACGAGAGUGUUAAGGGACCAUCCAAUGCAGGUGGACUGCACGAAGACCAUGCUCUUUGUAACAAAAUUCUCAAUGAAACACAAGACUUCAAAUGAUGAUGAGACAGAGUCAAUGAGGUCUUUUAACAUGAAAAUAAACUUUUGGAGCAUCUUCUUGGAUAGCUCACAUGCAGAGCUUGUGAAUGAACAGUGGAGUUUUCGGAAAAGUGAGAAGAGCUUGAAAUGUAUCCAAUACUGCCUCCAGAAUUUUCCAGGAUUUGGUGUGCUAGGUCCAGGGGGCACUCCCACCUCCUGGAUUGUUAUGGAACAGUCUAGUGAGUUAAGAAUGGGCUACACUGUCCCCAAAUGCCAGGGUCAAGGCAACAUGUGGCAAAUUGUCCAUUUUGAAAAGUUUCUUACUCAGAAAAAUAUCCCAUUUUAUUUAUGUGUAACACAUGAUAAUGAGAAAACCCAAGACACACUAAAAACUUUUGGGUUUAAAGUUGGCCCUUAUCGCUGGCCUCAGUGGAUAUGCACACCCCAGAAAUAUUGUUGAUUAGCACUGGUGUCCAUUUCAAAUCUUCCUUAGCAGGGUAAAGGAAUCAGUACAAACAUUACCUAAGACCACUCCUUAAAUAAACUUUUAUUCUCA